Messenger RNA from Callithrix jacchus (white-tufted-ear marmoset), 3977 nucleotides. It is a transcript of the gene COLGALT1, whose product is annotated as collagen beta(1-O)galactosyltransferase 1. Lineage: Eukaryota; Metazoa; Chordata; Mammalia; Primates; Cebidae. Gene Ontology annotation, molecular function: procollagen galactosyltransferase activity. The record is from RefSeq and is a predicted model, not a curated record.
CGUCUGGAGGCGGGGCCUGGACUCCUCCCCUUUAAGGCGAGCGGCCGGGCGGGGCCCUGAAGACUUUUUUACCGUGCGGCCGGCGUCCUCCGGCACAAAAACGACUUAAAGGAGACGCGUGGCGCGAUGGCGGCGGCCCCACGCGCGCGACUGCGGCGCGGAAGGCCGCUCCCGGCGCUGCUGCUUCUGCUGCUGGCGCCACUGCCGCCGGGAGGCCCGCCGGGCGCCGACGCCUACUUUCCCGAGGAGCGCUGGAGCCCGGAGUCGCCCCUGCAGGCGCCGCGCGUGCUGAUCGCGCUGUUGGCGCGAAACGCGGCCCACGCACUGCACACCACGCUGGGCGCACUCGAGCGGCUGCGGCACCCGCGGGAGCGCACGGCGCUAUGGGUGGCUACAGACCACAACAUGGACAACACGUCAACUGUGCUGCGGGAGUGGCUGGUGGCUGUGAAGAGUUUGUACCAUUCUGUGGAGUGGCGGCCAGCGGAGGAGCCCAGAUCCUACCCAGACGAGGAGGGCCCCAAACACUGGUCUGACUCACGCUACGAGCAUGUCAUGAAAUUGCGCCAGGCUGCCCUGAAAUCAGCUCGAGACAUGUGGGCUGAUUACAUCCUGUUCGUAGACGCAGACAACCUGAUCCUUAACCCCGAUACGCUGAGCCUGCUCAUCGCUGAGAACAAGACGGUGGUCGCCCCCAUGCUGGAUUCCCGGGCUGCGUACUCCAACUUCUGGUGUGGAAUGACUUCCCAGGGCUACUACAGGCGCACACCCGCCUACAUCCCCAUCCGCAAGCGAGACCGCCAGGGCUGCUUUGCGGUUCCCAUGGUGCACUCGACCUUCCUGAUCGACCUGCGGAAGGCGGCGUCCAGGAACCUGGCCUUCUACCCACCCCACCCCGACUACACCUGGUCCUUUGACGACAUCAUCGUCUUCGCCUUCUCUUGCAAGCAGGCCGAGGUACAGAUGUAUGUGUGCAACAAGGAGGAAUAUGGCUUCCUGCCGGUGCCGCUGCGUGCCCACAGCACCCUCCAGGAUGAGGCCGAGAGCUUCAUGCACGUGCAGCUGGAGGUCAUGGUGAAGCAUCCGCCACCGGAGUCCUCCCGCUUCAUCUCAGCGCCCACCAAGACGCCAGACAAGAUGGGCUUCGACGAGGUCUUCAUGAUCAACCUGAAGCGGCGGCAGGACCGGCGGGAGCGCAUGCUGCGGGCACUGCAGGAGCAAGGGAUCGAGUGCCGGCUGGUGGAGGCCGUGGACGGCAAAGCCAUGAAUACCAGCCAGGUGGAGGCACUGGGGAUCCAAAUGCUGCCUGGCUAUCAGGACCCCUACCAUGGCCGGCCCCUCACCAAAGGCGAACUGGGCUGCUUCCUGAGCCACUACAAUAUCUGGAAGGAGGUGGUGGACCGGGGGCUGGAGAAAUCGCUUGUGUUUGAGGACGACUUGCGUUUUGAGAUCUUCUUCAAGAGGCGCCUGAUGAACCUCAUGCGGGAUGUGGAGCGGGAGGACCUCGACUGGGACCUCAUCUACGUGGGCCGGAAGCGGAUGCAGGUGGAGCACCCCGAGAAGGCUGUGCCCCGUGUGAGGAACCUGGUGGAGGCCGACUACUCCUACUGGACCCUGGCCUACGUGAUCUCCCUGCAAGGCGCCCGCAAGCUGCUGGACGCCAAGCCACUCUCCAAGAUGCUGCCUGUGGACGAGUUCCUGCCUGUCAUGUUUGACAAGCACCCAGUGUCCGAAUACAAGGCCCACUUCUCCCUCCGCAACCUGCGCGCCUUCUCCGUGGAGCCGCUGCUGGUCUAUCCCACACACUACACAGGGGACGACGGCUAUGUGAGUGACACAGAGACCUCAGUCGUUUGGAACAACGAGCAGGUCAAGACUGACUGGGACCGCGCCAAGUCCCAGAAGAUGCGGGAGCAGCAGGCGCUGAGCCGGGAGGCCAAGAAUUCAGACGUGCUCCAGUCCCCGCUGGACAGUGCUGCCCGGGAUGAACUCUGAGGGGUGGCAGCCAGAAAGCCAAAGCAGCCGUUGCUGGCCCAGUCCCCAUGUGCUCACUGAGGACAUUGGGGCCACCUCUGGACCCCUUGGCAGGCCACGGAGGGCUCUCCAUGUGGGGUGGUGUCCAGCCAGCUCUUGCUAAGCAAUCACGUACACAGGCAGCAUACGUGGAGUGCCUACCACAUGCCAGCAACGGGGCCUGGCACCAGGGAAUUGGGAUGAACUAAACCCUCUUCAUCUGUUCAUGUGCCCAACACUUAUUAAGCACCUGCGGUAUACCAGGUUCCCCUGUUACGGCAGUGAAUGAGGCAUAAUUAUUCCCCCCAUCAGUGAUCGAGUCAGUCAUCAGGCAGUUGCUGAUCAGAUUAAGAAGCAGGCACUAGUGAUUCACUCAUUUUUAAAAUUCACCCAAGGAUUUAGUAAGUGCCUGCUGUGUGUUGGGUGACAUUUGAGGCUCUGGGAGUUUUUUUUUUUUUUGAGACAGAGUCUCGCUCUGUGGCCAGGCUGCAGUGCAGUGGCUUGAUCUCGGCUCAGUGCAACCUCCCUCAUCCUCCCUGGUAGCUGGGAUUACAGGCAUGUGCCACCACACCCAGCUGAUUUUUAUAUUUUUAAUAGAGAUGGGGUUUCAUCAUAUUGGCCAGCAUGGUCUCCAUCUCUUGACCUCAUGAUCUACCCGCUUCAUCUUCCCAGAGUGCUGGGAUUACAGGCUUGUGCUACUGCACCUGACCUUUUUUGUUUGUUUUAACAAAGAAUCUUGCUCUGUCACCCAGGGUGGAGUAUAGUGGUGUGAUGUUGGUUCACUGCAGCCGAUGCCUGCCGGGUUCCAGCGAUUCUUGUUUCUCAGCCUCCCAAGUAGCUGGGACUACAGGUGCACACCAUCACGUCUGGUUAAUUUUCGUAUUUUUAGUAGAGAGGGGUUUUCACCAUGUUGGUCAAACUGGUCUCAAACUCCUUAUCUCAAGUGAUCUGCCCACUUCGGGCUCCCAAAGUGCUGGGAUUCCAGGCAUGAGCCACUGUGCCCAGCCCACGCUCUGGGACUAUUGAGAUAAAUAAGAUCCUUCCAUCCAUUUAUUCAAGCACAUAUUGAGCACCUACUGUGUGCCUGGCAUUCACGUCACAGGGAUAAGUUCUGGAUUCGGUACAGUUUCUGAGUACCUGCGGUGUGCAGGGAGCUGAGCUCUGGGAUGGGAAUGGAAGCAAACAAGGUACUUUUCACCUUUUUCCUUUUUCCCUCACUGCUAGACGGUGUGGGAACUUUUCCCUCUUUAAUUGGCUUCUUGCCCACACACCUCAAGAGCACUGACUGUGUGCCAGGCACUAGUGAUACAAGAGUGUGACAGCUGCUCAGUCUGCAUUUUUCAUCAUCCGCUGGGCGUUGGGCUACAUGCCAAGUGCCAGGGCAUAGAGAUGAACGAGAUCGGUCCCUUCUACAUCCACAAGUAUUUGAGCACCGUGUGCCAGGCCUCACAGACUCCCAUUUGGGUUGAAGGGUGGUUGACUGAUGUUUGAUUCCUCCUGUGUCCCUGGUCAUCUGAGCUGUGUGCAAAUACAUCCCCCCAUCACCCAAGAGGGAGGGUAGCUCUUCCCCCACCGGGGCAACCACAGGUCCUGGUGGCCCCACGGUCACAUGUCAGCCCCCCUGGAGGGGGUGCCCGUUGGAGACAGGGGCUGGGUGUCCCUUGCCCACCCCUGAUUCCCUGUGUUUUGCCUCCCUGCCCUUGUGUCUCAGGUGUGAUCCCUGCCUGCUUGAUGAAGUUGCUCUGUUCAAGCUUUCGGAGGGGUCGUGUGUUUGGGGGCUUUUCGGGGGCUCAACUGCACUGGGGCACUGCCCGUGGCCUGGGCGGGACAUUUCCCAACAAGGGCCAGAGGAGGUGCUGUGCCUUCAGCCUGAAUCGAAUGUCAGAACCAGCCAGCGGUGCUUCACCUUCUGGGGGUAACUUGCUUAUAUUUUAAAUAAACGUUCCUGGUUGGUUUUCACAGAA